Molecule: messenger RNA, 1323 nt
Organism: Amorphotheca resinae ATCC 22711
Lineage: Eukaryota; Fungi; Ascomycota; Leotiomycetes; Helotiales; Amorphothecaceae
Exons: 4
Coding region: 143-1072 (309 amino acids)
Cellular component (GO): cytosol
Molecular function (GO): aldose reductase (NADPH) activity
Source: RefSeq, a predicted model, not a curated record
AUCUCGCUGCAUCUCUUUGCAUCUCUUUGCAUUUCCUCUCGUUCUGCUAUUCUGUUUGUCCUUCAUCCAUUUACUGCGCUUCACUUCCUCAACAUUUCACUACCCAUUGACGAACUCUCCUUUCCCUCCCUCACACACAGAUAUGGCAGACACCCGGUUCAAGCUCAACACCGGCGCCGAGAUCCCAGCUCUAGGUCUGGGCACCUGGCAAUCUCCACCUGGGGAAGUUAAAAAAGCAGUGUCCUAUGCCUUGUCCAUCGGGUACAAACACAUCGAUUGCGCCUAUUGUUACGGCAACGAAGACGAGGUGGGAGAAGCGCUGAAGGAAGCCUUCGCAAGCGGCAUCAAGAGAGAGGAUAUCUUCAUCACCACCAAGUUAUGGUGCACCUACCACUCGCGCGUCGAGCAGAACCUAGAUAUGAGCUUGAAGAGUCUGGGCCUGGAUUACGUGGAUCUCUAUCUCAUGCAUUGGCCCACGGCCAUGAACCCCAACGGAAACCACGAGAAGUUCCCCAAGCUCCCCGAUGGCUCCCGCGAUAUCGUCAGCGACUGGUCCCAUGUCCAGACAUGGAAGGAGAUGGAGAAGCUGCUCGCGACAGGCAAGGUAAAGGCCAUCGGCGUUGCGAACUACAGUCUGCGAUACCUGGAACAGCUGCUUCCGCACGCGACCGUGAUCCCCGCCGUGAACCAGAUCGAGAACCAUCCAUCCUUGCCGCAGCAGGAGAUCGUGGAUUUCUGUAAGGCGAAGGGCAUCCAUAUCACGGCUUACAGCCCGCUCGGUAGUACGGGAAGCCCGAUGUUCACAGCGGAACCGGUGGUGGAGGUUGCUAAGAGACGGAAUAUCACACCUGCCUCCGUCCUCCUGAGUUAUCACAUUGCACGCGGAAGUUCCGUGCUGGCGAAAUCCGUCAAUGCAGGGCGGAUAAAGGCGAAUAUGGACCUGGUGAAGCUGGAUGAUGAAGAUAUGAAGAUCCUGAAUGAUUACUCGCGGGGAUUAGAGAAGUCUGGGAAGCUGGUGAGAUACGUUUACCCUGCGUUUGGGGUUGACUUUGGCUUCCCUGAUAAAUCUUAAGUUUUCCGGUUGUGUUUUGAGACCGUUUUAUGGGCGCGCCUAGAGUGUGGAAAUGGCUGAUGGGCUCUCUGAGGCUGAGUAUCUCAAGUGCCAUGAAUUUCUGGUCAUGCGCGGAUAUAGAGUGCUUUGGGUACCGUUUCGCAUCAAUUAAUGCCUCUAUUUUUAAACCGUUAUGCCAUUAUACAUCAAGAAGUCGUUGUAUUUCUAAUGACAUUUGUCAAACACGUUCAAUAAAUACCUUCAAACUUCCC